Stereum hirsutum FP-91666 SS1 is the source of this 1956-nucleotide messenger RNA. RefSeq names its product acyltransferase ChoActase/COT/CPT. Gene Ontology annotation, molecular function: carnitine O-acetyltransferase activity. NCBI's taxonomy places the organism in Eukaryota, Fungi, Basidiomycota, Agaricomycetes, Russulales, Stereaceae. The record is from RefSeq and is a predicted model, not a curated record. The coding region runs from base 1 to 1956 and encodes 651 amino acids. Gene Ontology annotation, cellular component: mitochondrion; peroxisome. The transcript has 8 exons. Gene Ontology annotation, biological process: carnitine metabolic process.
AUGCCUACUCGUAAACGACCACCGUUCUGGAAGAGUCUCGCUCCGGCACCACUUGCAUUGCCAGCUGGUUCGACGCCCUCAGCCAAGCCUGGUCAAGGUCCUGGGACGUUCUCCGCACAGGCAUCACUCCCACAUCUUCCCGUCCCCCCUCUGUCAGAGACCUUGAAGAGGGUGAAGGAUACGCUGCGACCACUUGCUCAUUCGAAUGAUGAAUUCGAAGCAGCAAGUAAGAAGGUCGAUGAGUUUGGAAAGGCAGGUGGUCAGGGCCAGGAGUUGCAUGCAAGGCUGGAGAAGUGGAGAGAUGACGGCGAGAAGGAGGGUAGGGACCAUUGGUUAGAGGAAUGGUGGGAUGAUGGUGCUUACCUUGGUUAUCGUGACUCGGUCGUUGUCAAUGUCUCGUACUAUUACGGAUUCGACGCACACCCAUCACAUUACCCUCAGACUUCUACCCAUCGAGCCGCCUCGCUAACACGCGCAACUAUGCUCUUCCGCCAGAAGCUCAAACUGGGGCAAAUCAAACCCGAAGGUACCAAGGAUACGGCGUUUUGUAUGGACACAUUCCGAUGGAUGUUCGAUUGUUCUCGCGUCCCGGGUCCAGAAGGACUUGACUGGAGUACUUCUUAUGCUGUAGCCGGUGCUCAGGGCACGGAGAACGCCCAUAUCGUGGUCCUGCGUCGUGGACGAGUCUGGAAACUACGCACUGCCCAGGAUGGUCGUAUUCUCUCGACGGAAGAGCUCGAGACGCAAAUCAAGAGGAUCAUAGCAGAAACCACCUCAGAUUACCCCGGCAUCGGUCUUCUAACGUCCACCAACCGCGAUACCUGGGCCACGAACUACACCACACUUUCCUCCAAUCCACACAACGCCAAGAUCCUCGAAGACAUACAAUCAGCGUCCUUCGUUCUCUGUCUUGAUACCGAACAGCCCAAAGAUCUCGUGCAACACUCUCGCUUCCUGUGGCACGGUUCGUCUCCCGCCACAAAUCCUGGCGGCGGUCGACUUGGGCUCUACAACCGCUGGGUCGACAAACCGGUACAACUCAUCGUAUUCGACAACGCGGAAGCAGGGAUUAUGGGCGAGCACUCCGUUAUGGAUGGCACGCCGACAGUCACCUUGUGUGACACCGUGCUGGACAUGCUCGCGGAUCCGGCGUUCGACCAUUCUUCGCCUACGCCUUCUGGAGCCUCGUCUUCUUCAGUCAAAGGACCGGAACCGCUGGAUUUUGAGGUCAAUGCGGAGGUCGAGAAGGCGUUGAAGAGUGCGGAGCAGGAAAGUCUGGAGCUCGUCGAUGGACAAGCUAUGAAUGUCUUCCGGACACAGUAUGGGAAGAAGGCCAUCAAGACUUUCGGAGUCUCGCCAGAUUCAUGGGCGCAGAUGGUCGUGCAGUUGGCAUAUGCGAGGUUGAUUGGAGGGUCAGUGAACAGACAAGGAGGAACGUAUGAGGCUGCGACGACGAGGAGGUUCUUGAAAGGGAGGACUGAAGCGAUUAGGGUUGUGAGCAGUGAAAGUGAUGAUUGGGUGAGGAGCAUGGAUGAUGCGAAUGUUAGAAAUGAAGAGAGAAAGAGGUUGUUUGGGUUGGCCUGUAAGAAGCACGUCGAGCUUGCGAAGGCGGCGGGAAAGGCGGAGGGAGUUGACAGACAUAUUUUGGGAUUGAAGAAGGUACUGAAAGAAGGCGAGGAUGUGCCGGAGUUGUUCAAUGAUCCCUUGUUCAAGAGGUCCAGUUAUUGGGUGCUCUCUACGUCUGCAGUAUUCUCGAAGCACUUCGGACCAUACGGCUGGGGGGAGGUCGUACCUGACGGAUAUGGGGUGGCGUACAUGACUGGUUUUGAUGGUAGGUACUAUCUGCAGUAUACGAUCACGUCCCGUAAGGAGAUGCCAAAUUCCAAGUUCGUCGAGGAGAUUGCAAGAGCUGCGCAAGAUUUGUAUGAUUUGCAUGUGGCGAAAUCAAAGCUUUGA